GCUGGGACUCCGGACCAGCCUCAGGAAUAUCCGCAUGGUGUUUCACACUCCAGCCGUGGCCUGAGGGGAGCUUGGAAGGCCUCUGGUCCUCGCUGGUUUCCAGGCCCGGCCGCGCAGGGCGCUGCGGGGCCUCUGUUCUGGGUUUCUCCCGAUCUGGCCGCGCGGGGGCGCUGCGCCACCGGUGCGGCUCACGGGAACGUUCGCGCGGCGGAACCUUUGGGCCGCAGCUUCGCACGAGUCUAUUUCACCGAGGAACCCGGAAGUGCCUUGAACGAGGCGGCAGGAUGUCUUCCUGAGCCUUGCCCUCAAAGGACAGACCCAGACACCAUGUUUCUGGCUCGUGUGACCUCUCAGCUAACUCGGGCGGUGCCCUGGGCAGGCCGAUGUUUGUCACGGCCGGGUCCUGCGGCGUCCCCUCGAGUCUUUGUAGCCCAGCGGGGCUGUUACAGCACCUGGCCCUGGGGCAGGAAUGGGCCAGCCCCCCAGGCCCAGGUCCGGACAGAUCCCGAGAUGGAGGAGAUGCUGGUUCCCAGGAGGAUGUCCAUCAGCCCCCUGGAGAGCUGGCUCACCGUUCGGUACCUGCUCCCUAAGCCCGAGGCUGCUGUCCCUGCCCCCAGACCUGGGGUAGUGAGCCUGGCCUUGCUCUAUGACUGUCCCCCAAGUGAGGCCCGGAACGGGGAGGAGCUGGGGGAAGGAGGCGCCCGGGGGGCCCCCACAAUGCACUGCAAGAACGUGCUGAAGAUCCGCCGCCGAAAGAUGAACCACCACAAAUAUCGCAAGCUGGUGAAGAGGACCCGGUUCUUGAGGCGCAAGGUCCGAGAAGGGAGAAGGAAACGGAAGCAGAUGAGGUUUGAGAAGGACCUGAAGCGGAUGUGGAAGAGAGCAGGCUUGAAGCAGGCCCCUGAGGGCUGGCAGCCCCCCAAGAUCUAUGUGAAGAGCACUUGAGCCCCUCCCAAGUGCCUCCUGCUGCAGCAUUUUAAUAAAAACAGUGCCCCCACA
Molecule: messenger RNA, 999 nt
Organism: Dromiciops gliroides (monito del monte)
Lineage: Eukaryota; Metazoa; Chordata; Mammalia; Microbiotheria; Microbiotheriidae
Gene: AURKAIP1
Product: aurora kinase A interacting protein 1
Exons: 4
Coding region: 328-945 (205 amino acids)
Biological process (GO): mRNA processing
Cellular component (GO): mitochondrion
Source: RefSeq, a predicted model, not a curated record